AUGGCAGACCUUGAACCAACAGCGCCGUCAACCGACGUUGCGCCCGACGAGAUGGACCCGGGUCCCAACCCAGCGAGUGAUUCCAUCUCCCAGGAAGGACCUACAGAUAGUGGCCCCACUCCACUCGCGGAAUCUGCUGGUGGUGACGACUCUGACGGCAUGGACGUCCAACCAGACAUUGUGGAUGACAGUGGGGAUGAUAUGAUGCUGCCAGAUAACGAUCAGGGAGCUGGGAAACGCGUCAAGGUGUACGAGCUUCGUGAUCAAGCGUGGUUCGACCGGGGAACGGGACACUGCAAGGGAGUGUACGAUAAUGACAACGACGUCGCGCUACUCGUCGUGGAGGCCGAGGAACCUCAACCAGAAGGAAGGGCGGGCGAAGAGGCAGAGGGACCAGGAGGUUUCCUUAAGGAUGAGCUACUACUCCAUGCGCAAGUGACGAAGGAUGACCAAUACACCCGUCAGCAAGAAACCCUCAUCGUGUGGACAGACCAGGCGACUCAGCUUGACAUUGCGCUCUCGUUCCAGGACGCGUCAGGAUGUGAAGGUAUCUGGCAGUUCAUCAACGAGGUGCAGAAGCACCUGAGCAACCAGCUUGGUGAUGACUCCAAAAUGGGCAUGGUGUCAUCGUCCUCUCCAAUGGAGCCCUCCCCCAUCCUUGCGUCCUCCGCAGCCAUGGGUGCCAUGGCUCGGGAUCACUGGCAACAGCCGUCGCUCGCCAACAUCAAGGACCACGAGGUCUGGCUGCGCAUGCAGGCCAAGUCAGCAGCCGGUCGAGAACAUGCAGUCGAACACAUCAUCGUAGAGACGAUACUCAUGUUCAACGACAACGGCAUCUUCGAGUACAUCUUACAGGACGACAUCUUCGACGGCGUGCUGGGGAUGCUGGAGUACGAUCCCGAGUUCCCCACGUUGAAAGCAUCAUACCGAGCGUUCUUUCGCCAGUACUCCAAGUACCGCGAGGUGGUGCGCAUCAAGGACGACACCAUACGGAACAAGAUCCACCAAACGUCACGACUCCUCUACCUCAAGGACGUUGUUCUGGCUCGACUGCUGGACGACCCCACGUUCAACAUUCUGAACAGCUUCGUCUUCUUCAACCAGGUGGACAUCACGUCAUAUAUUCAGACCGACGAUGUCUUGCUCCAUGAGCUCUUUGUCGACUUCCAACGCGACGAAAGAACAGGCCAGGAUGAUUCUAAGAAGCGCGACCUGGUACAGUUCUUGCACCAGCUCAUGAUCAUGGGGAAGGGGAUGCAGGUCCCAAAUCGCCUGGCCCUGUAUCGAACGCUUGUCGACCGCGGCCUUCUGUUCGCUUGCGAAUGGGCGUUCCGACAGCCUGAGGCAACCAUCCUCCAUGGCGGGGCAGAGAUCCUUACCCUCGCGGUCGAGCACGACGUCAACGCCGUUCGUGUCCACGCUCUGAGGGAGGAGGAGUUGUCGAGGACGACGCUGGUAGUCGAGAUCGUUGGUCUCCUGCAGUCGACACAGGACCAAGGACUUAUCCAGCAAACAGUGGAAACCCUCAGGACGUUGUUGGAACCCGGAGCUGACAACGAGCAGCAAUCCUUCGCGCGUGCCAAGGAAUCGACAGUUGCGGAAUCAUUCAUCGCGUACUUUUACGAGCACUGUGCGGCUCAGCUUUUCCUACCGAUCAGCAGCUUGCCCGAGUUGAAGGACGUGAACAAACAAGCCCAGACUCUCGUUCCCCAGAGGACGCCGCUGUUGGCGAUCCUUGUGGACCUCUUGUCGUACUGUGUCGCGGCCCAUGGCCACAAAGCGCAGUUCUACAUCUUGUCCACCCCCUUAGCGUUGCAAGUGUGCUCGCUGGUCUAUGCGAGAGAAAAGACGCUGCGUCAUUCUGCGUUGCGCUUCAUCAAGGCGUGCCUCCGAACAGGCAACCACUUCAUACAUCGCAACUUCACAAAGAACGGCGUCACCAAAGCCAUCAUCGACCUUGUCAACCGAGAGACGACGCGUGACACGAUGCUCAGUUCUGCGUGCCUGGAUACGCUUGAGCUCAUUCGCAAGGAGAGCAUGAAGGCCAUCAUCAUGGACAUGUUCGACAAACAUGAAGCCCAGUUGACUCGAUUGACCGAGAGGCCGUUCGUCCGCGCGUACGUCCUCGGUCUGCGCAUCAGGUGGGAACAGUUCAAGGAACCACCUCCUCAGCCACCUCCUCAGGCCGUCGUCGAAGCGACCAAGCGCACCGCAACCGACGAGGAAGAGGCCUGGUUUAACCAGUCAGACGAUGAGACGGACGCGGACGGCGAAAGCACUGCUCCACAUGUGCCUGUCAAGCGCAAGAGGACGCAGCAAAGUGGCCCGGCGUCUAAACGCCUUUCGAGUGGAGGAGGUGGAUCCGCUCUGGGUCUCGACUAUGAUGACGCUUCCGACAGCGACGGAUCCGCUGGCGGGGAGUCACCCAAGAUUGUGCCCGCAAACCCUCCCGCCGGAACGGAGAGCGAGCUGGUGGAAGGCCUCUCAGAUGUCGAAAAGCGUGUCCGUGCCAAGCGGAUACGCCAGGAGGAGGAAGAGGAAGGCUCUGCUCUAUCUGAUCUGAUUGGAGGGGGCAGCAAGGCUGGAGCACCAAAGGACGGCAGCAGUGGAGUGGCGGCCAGGGUGGUGCAUGAGGGGACACCGGAGGUUGGGGGUUCUGCAAUGCACUUGUUGGUACUAUCCCUCAACCGUCAAUCCAAAAAAGUCACAAUGGGUCGUGUUAUUCGUGCCCAGAGGAAGUCGGGUGGCAUCUUCAAGGCCAACACCCACCACAACAAGAACCCCGCGCGUCACCGCAACCUCGACUUUGCCGAGAAGAACGGUUACGUCCGUGGUGUCGUUCGCGAGAUCAUCCACGACGCUGGCCGUGGUGCUCCCCUCGCGACCGUCGUCUUCCGUGACCCCUACCGCUACAAGCUCCGCAAGGAGACCUUCAUCGCUGCCGAGGGUAUCUCGACCGGCUCGUUCAUCUACGCCGGCAAGAAGGCUGCCCUCUCUAUCGGCAACAUCCUCCCUCUCUCGGCUUGCCCUGAGGGUACCGUCGUCUUCAACGUUGAGGAGAAGAUUGGUGACCGUGGAGCCCUUGCCCGCACUUCGGGUAACUACGCCACCAUCAUCGGCCACUCGGAGGACGGCAAGACCCGUAUCCGUCUCCCCUCGGGUGCCAAGAAGACCGUCGCCUCGCGCGCACGUGCGACCGUCGGUGUCGCUGCCGGCGGUGGCCGUGUUGACAAGCCCUUCCUCAAGGCUGGCCGCAAGUUCCACGCCAUGCGCGCCAAGCGCAACUCGUGGCCUCGUACUCGUGGUGUUGCCAUGAACCCCGUUGACCACCCCCACGGUGGUGGUAACCACCAGCACAUCGGUCACGCCUCUACGAUGGCCCGCGACUCGUCGGCCGUGCUGAUACGUUACGCUGGUCUCAUUGCUGCCCGCCGUACCGGCAAGAAGCGCGGCACCAUCCAGGUCAAGGAUGCGUAA
This is a messenger RNA of Cutaneotrichosporon cavernicola, 3477 nucleotides long. RefSeq lists its product as uncharacterized. Gene Ontology annotation, molecular function: structural constituent of ribosome; protein phosphatase activator activity. The record is from RefSeq and is a predicted model, not a curated record. Gene Ontology annotation, biological process: translation; DNA damage response; protein dephosphorylation. Gene Ontology annotation, cellular component: protein phosphatase 4 complex; ribosome; nucleoplasm. The coding region runs from base 1 to 3477 and encodes 1158 amino acids. Lineage: Eukaryota; Fungi; Basidiomycota; Tremellomycetes; Trichosporonales; Trichosporonaceae. The transcript is spliced from 18 exons.